This is a messenger RNA of Cuscuta epithymum, 1246 nucleotides long. The record is from the annotation of a GenBank genome assembly. Lineage: Eukaryota; Viridiplantae; Streptophyta; Magnoliopsida; Solanales; Convolvulaceae.
GCCAAAGCUGAAUCCCUCUCUCUCUGGAAUCGCUUGGACGCCAUUGUUCUCCAAUGGAUUUACGGGACUAUAUCACACGAUUUGUUGCACACUAUUAUUGAACCGGAUUCCACGGCUUAACAGGCUUGGGAGCGUCUGGCUGACAUAUUUCAAGACAACAAAAACACUCGGGCUGUUCAUCUAGAGACUCAAUUCUCUAACACCCGUCUUGAAAAUUUUCCCAAUGUCACCUCCUAUUGCAAAGCUCUCAAAACUCUCGCCACUCAGCUAGCCAACGUGGGUUCCAAAGUUGAUGAACCACGUCUUGUUCUGCGGAUGGUCAACGGCUUGACCGAAACAUAUGACACAGUUGCUUCAUUUAUCCAGCAGAGUAAUCCUCUUCCCAUAUUCUACAAGGCUCGUUCCAUGAUUCUUUUGGAAGAGACCCGUAAGGCUCAGCAAUCUGGAGUCACAUCUGCGGCUGCUUUGAUUCAUACCGGCAGUCCAUCCCCGGCACCGACUUCUCCUCGCCCGCCUCGAUCCGUUUCUCAUGGUCGGGGCCGUACCUCUCGCCCCAACAAACCCCGCAAUUCGGCCCCUACACAUGGAGCUCCUGGUUAUUCGGCCAGCCCCUGGCCCAUGCCGCCUCCAUGGGUUUUUUAUCUGCCACAUCAAUGGACCCCUCCAUGCCCCUAUCCCACUACUGGCACGAGUGCUAUGGCUCCACGCUUUGCAAAUCCUGCCGCCGGUAUUCUUGGACCUCGACCGGCGCAGGCUCACACCACCAGUUACAUGCAACCCACCGACAUUGCCGCCGCCAUGCACACCAUGUCCCUAACACCUCCUGAUGCAAAUUGGUACAUGGACACCGGCGCCACUUCGCAUAUGACGGCGAAUCAAGGAUCUCCGGACGGGCAUUCCGGUCAUGAGGUGUAAUAGUUCAGGAGAAUUAUAUCCCGUCCUCCCAUCCACAGUUGCUUCUUCUAGUUUUGCAUCAUCCUUCUUGGCUGUCUCGGCGGAUAUCUGGCAUAAUCGUCUGGGUCAUCCAGGGGAUCCCAUUUUUAGUCAUCUUAGCACUAAUAAAUUUAUUACUUGUAAUAAAGUAUGUUCUGCUUCAUGUAUCUCGUGCCAACUAGGCAAGCAUAUUAAAAUUCCAUUUCCUACUUCUAGGACUACUACAUAUGCUCCGUUUGAUAUAAUACAUAGUGACCUAUGGACUUCACCCGUUUUAAGUUCUUCGGGACACCGAUAUUAUGUCUUAUUUCUU